UUUCUGCACUGUAUAAACCUAGGACGGAGUGCUGCUGCAUGGGCUCUCACUUCCCAACAAAUCUUCCUUUCACAAUUUUGGUGUUAACCUUGUAUGCAAAAAUUUUCCUAUCAAUUAAAGGCGCAGUUGAACUCAAUUCUUCAUUAGCAAGAUGUGUGCGUAUUUUUUUGGUUUUUUCAAUAAACCUAAUGGUGAUUUGUGUUUCAGUAAAUUUUUCCUUUAUCAGAAAAUGAGAUUUUUAUUUUAAUAAAAUCGUUUCUACUCUUUUACUGCUUUGUCACUCAAUUUCAAUAUAAGGAAAUAAUCUUUCAGAGAGGAAAAUUUGUCUUUCUCAUUAAAGGAAGGCAUUAAAUAAAAUGAGUUGUUAAUCAAUAUGUCCCACAUAUUUUAACUAUUUCUGCUGGUUUUGUUUAGUAGUUGAAAUUUUCGUUCCAGUUGAAGCAAGUGGUAUGUAUUUAAGAAUAAGAUAUUUCAACUGCAAGAGGCAUUAACUGUGGCCCGCCUGGUCCCAGAAAAAUUCCAAAAUUGAUGAAAAAUCAGAACAAGAGAUGUCAAGGUACGAGAUCAAGGACGAGUAUCAGAGGGAGGUGGCUCAGGAAGUACGACUCACUGGGUUUACUAGUAGUUCACCUGAAGGUACAACCAUCAUUGGCACUAAUUUAGCAAAUGAAAUCUCCCAAAGGGAUGAAAAUAAGCAAUUGAAUGUUAGCUAUAGUGAUGAAAAGCGUGAAAAAGAGAGGUUCUGCUGGAAUAGGCGAUGGUUAUGCCAGAGGCUCCGAAGAUCCUUCAAAACAAAAUUACUUUAUAGAAGAAUACCAAUACUUGAUUGGCUUCCAAGGUAUCGGAGUGAUUAUGUUGUCAGUGAUCUCGUUGCUGGAAUCACCGUUGGACUGACUGUCAUUCCUCAGGCUAUUGCUUAUGCCAAUGUUGCUGGUAUUCCACCUCAGUAUGGCUUGUACUCAUCAUUUAUGGCAUGUUUUGUUUAUACGAUAUUUGGAUCGAGCAAGGAUGUACCUGUAGGCCCAACAGCAAUCGCCGCUAUUUUAACACGUGAAACACUCACGCGCGCUCAUGUAGGCCCUAAUUUUGCUGUUUUAUUAGCAUUUAUGUCUGGUGUCGUGUCAUUGCUCAUGGGGAUUCUCCAAUUGGGAUUCCUCAUUGAUUUUAUAUCUGGCCCAGUUUCUGUUGGAUUCACAUCCGCAGCCGCAAUCAUCAUUGCUACAAGCCAAAUUAAAGACGUCCUCGGGAUUCGAAUUUCCGGGGGAAAUUUUCUUGAUACAUGGCACAAUGUCUUUGAACACAUCUGUGACACCCGUAUCUGGGACACUAUAUGGGGACUUAUUUCCAUAGCAGUCUUAUUAAUUCUUAGAAAAGUCAAAGACAUUCCUUUAAUCUCAAGGGAUACAAAAGUCACAUCAUCAACAAGCACUAAAAUAAUGCAGGCAUUCCUGUGGUUCUUGAGUACAUCAAGGAAUAUAUUAAUUGUUGUUGUAUCAGCUGUGGCCUGUUGGUAUCUAGAGAAUCAUUUGGGAUCAUCACCAGUGAUUUUAACUGGUCACGUUAAAGAAGGCUUACCGAGCCUACAAUUACCGCCUUUCACAACUACUGAGGGCAACGUAACAUACAAUUUCAUAGAUAUGGUCUCUGCACUUGGAUCUGGAUGUAUCGUUGUGCCUCUCUUGAGCCUAUUGGAGAGUAUUGCACUUGCCAAAGUCUUUUCUGAUGGCAAACCUAUUGAUGCAACUCAAGAAAUGUUGGCUAUUGGCCUAUGCAAUUUACUGUCCUCUUUCGUUUCGUCAAUGCCAGUAAGUGGUGGACUUAGUCGAGGAGCUGUGAACCAUUCAUCGGGCGUUAAAACCACUCUGGGUGGUGUUUACACCGGUAUCCUUGUCCUUGUCUCUCUUCAAUUUUUCACUCCAUAUCUCUAUUACAUUCCAAAAUGUGCUCUGGCCGCUGUAAUUAUUGCAGCAGUUUUGUUCAUGGUUGAGUUUCACGUGAUAAAACCAAUGUGGAGAACGAAAAAGAUUGACUUGGUGCCUGCAGCCGUGACUUUUAUUUGUUGUCUUUUUGUCAAUUUGGAAUUGGGAAUAGUAAUUGGAAUUGGAGUGAAUUUACUCUUCCUACUGUAUGCAUCUGCCCGACCAAGUCUCAAAGUCAUGAAAAUGAUGAGUCCAAGUGGCUGUGAAUACUUGCUAAUAACACCAGAUAGAAGUCUCUCAUUUCCAAGUGUUGAAUAUGUCAGAGCCAUGAUAAGUAAACAUGGAACACGACUGGGGAAUAAUGUUCCAGUUGUCAUUGAUUCGACGCACAUUCAGGCGGCUGAUUUUACAGCUGCCAAGGGAAUAAAGAACUUGAUCCAAGAUUUUUUUAUAAGAGGUCAACCAUUGAUAUUUUUAAAUCUAAAACCAAGUAUCAUUGCCAUCUUUCAAGGAGUUAAACCGUCAGAAAUGUGGAUCUGUUCCAGUGAAACUGAAUUAAACGAUAGCUUGAGAGAUUCUUCAACGAUUUCUGCGAUUACAGUGACACGGCACUAAUUACAUAUGCAAACAAUAAGUCAUAUAUGGAUAUGCAUGGAAAUUAGGAAAUAAUAAGACACAUUUUUAAAAUGAAAAUAUUGUGAAUAUUUUUCCAUAUACAUGUUUGCGUACAAAAAUUGAUAUUUUCACCAUACAAAUCAAGGUGGUAAAUUAACGAUGGCAAUCUAAUUGCCUUGCUCCGGCCGAUGGUUUCGCCAUAUAAAAUGUUGCCUUACCAGUGUAUCUGUAAAGAUGAAAAAAUUGAUUGAUUGCUCAUAUAUUAAUUAAAAGUGCUAGAAUACUCACGUUUCUUUAAUUGUAUUGAUGACUUGAGAUACACAGUCCUCUUUCAACAAAGUUAUUGUACAGCCACCAAAGCCAGCUCCAGUUAAGCGACUCCCGAGAACACCUUUAACACUCCUGGCCGUAUUAACGAGAGUCUCCAAUUCCGGAGAUGAGACCUCGUAAUUUUCCCGCAGUGAAUCAUGGCUUUCAUUCAUCAAUUCGCCAACUCUUUUAUAAUCUCCGGUUUGUAGUGCUUUCAUUGCUUCUUGCGUUCGUAAAUUUUCAU
Molecule: messenger RNA, 3087 nt
Organism: Diachasma alloeum
Lineage: Eukaryota; Metazoa; Arthropoda; Insecta; Hymenoptera; Braconidae
Product: sodium-independent sulfate anion transporter
Exons: 10
Coding region: 549-2534 (661 amino acids)
Biological process (GO): transmembrane transport
Cellular component (GO): membrane
Molecular function (GO): secondary active sulfate transmembrane transporter activity
Source: RefSeq, a predicted model, not a curated record